Messenger RNA from Bactrocera neohumeralis, 1248 nucleotides. Its product is annotated as tetratricopeptide repeat protein 12. The record is from RefSeq and is a predicted model, not a curated record. The transcript has 4 exons. The coding region runs from base 259 to 939 and encodes 226 amino acids. Gene Ontology annotation, molecular function: protein binding. Lineage: Eukaryota; Metazoa; Arthropoda; Insecta; Diptera; Tephritidae.
AACUAUUGAAAUAAUACAAAAUUAAUUGUGAAAGUAUGCAUUUAACAUAUGAAAAGACAGUACACUAAGUUUACACAACAAUACUUCUCCACGUUUUCCAUCGAAACAAUUACCCUAGAAACCAGUGGCUGUGGUUGUACUUGCCAAACAAACAAAAUAAAUUUUAGUUUUAAAAUAGCUCUCACAAAGGAGUUGAUGACGAAUAAAUUUUAUAGUUCAUUUUAAAAAUUAUACACAUCCAUAUGUAAGAAAAUUAAUAUGGCGCAGGGAGAUAUGGAUGAGGACUUUCUUAACUUUGAAUCCAAAGUAAAUCAGGUAAUGAAACUUUUGGAGGAUAUGGCGGCCGCAAAUAAAUCCGAUGCAGAAAGUGCUGCUAAAAAGCCAGAAACAAAGUCCGAAAUUAAUCAGGAUAAUUUCAUUGUCAAUGUUCGUCAAGACCGCACAGUGCUCAAUCGCAAAGCGGGUCAAAAAGACCCAUCAGACACUGGAGGUCCACAACAAAUGGACAAGUACACAUUUAUGCAGCAGAUGGAGCAGGAUGCCGCCGAAAGAACCAAGAUUCGACAGGAACGUGAGCGUAUUUCUCAAAACUUUCGCAGCAUGGGCAACGAUGCUUAUCGUAAGCAGAACUAUGAAAAGGCAAUACAAAUGUAUACAAAAGCUAUUGAACACGUUAAAGACAGUCCUAUAUUAUACAACAACCGAGCACUAUGCUAUCUUAAGUUGAGAAACUCUAAACGGGCAAUUAUUGAUGCUGAUUACGUAAUUAAUAAAUUGGACGAGAAGAAUUUGCGGUCGUGGUUGUACAGAGCAGCUGCUUAUCUGAGAUUGGGUGAUGAAAAAAAUUACGAGAACAGCAUUAAAUUCGCAAAGAAAAAUAAUACUAAAGAAAUCAGCUAUAUAACUGCAUUUCAAGAAAAACUCAGAACUGAUUUCUAAAUACAUACUUAUGUAUAUUAGAUUUUAUUAUUUUCAACAUUUCAGCCAAAUAUACAUAUUUACAUACAUAUGUAUGUAAAACUCUUUGUACCUUCAUAUUUUCAUGAUACUUACCGAGUAAUAAUAGCACUCCCAAAAAUGAUACACACGAAUAUAAAAAUGGUAAAUGCACACUGCCUAAAUCUGAAAGUAUUCCAAAAAACAUUUCAAAGUUUUACAAUGAAUCUCGCUCCAUUUGACAAUAUGCUGACAGUUAAUUUUUUUGUAUACUUGAUUGUCAAUAAUAAACAUACUUAGCAGUGAUAAAAA